Molecule: messenger RNA, 535 nt
Organism: Lacerta agilis (Sand lizard)
Lineage: Eukaryota; Metazoa; Chordata; Lepidosauria; Squamata; Lacertidae
Product: small acidic protein-like
Source: RefSeq, a predicted model, not a curated record
GCUUGCUGAUCCGGGCGGCUGCAAGAUGAGCACCGCCAGGGAGUCCCAGCCUGAGCGCGGCCAUGGAGUGAAGCGAGCGGCCUCCCCCGACCUUGGAUCUAGCAGCUGGGAGGCAGCAGACCUGGGUAAUGAAGAAAGAAAGCAAAAGUUCUUGAGACUUAUGGGUGCUGCAAAGAAAGAGCAUACUGGCCGUCUUGUUAUUGGAGACCACAGAUCAACUUCUCAUGUAGGGGAAGAAGACAAGAAAAUGAAUGAUGAGCUAGAAACUCAGUUCCAGCAAAGCAUGGAUAGCACCAUGUCGGGACAGAACCGGCGGCAUUGUGGACUCGGCUUCAGUGAGUUUGAAGAAGACAAAGGAGAUCCAGAGGAUACAAGAGACUCUCUGGAGCCAGGAAGCUCAGAGGACUCAGAAAGUGGUUCUGAGUCUGAGCAAGAAGAGGCUGCAGAAUCUACUGAAAAGCACAGCGAUGCUGAAGAUCCUCAAGCUAAGAAAAAUUCAAAAAGCAACUAUAAAAUUAAAUCCAGUGGUACAUAA